UAAUCAGUCAGCAUUGUGACGGUAUAGGCGUGCGUUGUUUUGGUUUCCGUUAGAGGUUUGAAUUUCAGGCGGCGACGGUUUGGUUUUGGUGUCUUUGGAGACGGCGGCGAUCAACCUUACUCCCUUUCGCUUUGUACGAUGCCGAAGCCGCCCAGACAAAGUGAGGUCCUGGCUGCCUCUGUAGUAAAUAGCAUCACCCAGGCUCUGGCUGACUUGCUAGACUUAUGGAAUGACCUGGGCAUAACGAAAGAAAAGCAGCUGGAGCGUAUGGAGACUGUGAAGGCCCACAUUGAGAAACUGUUGGAAGACAUGAUUGAAGAAGAAAGAAACUUGAAAGAAAAAAUUGAAAAUGACAUUGUAAUGCAGAAGAUGCAGUUGAAUAUAAUUAGAAAAGAACUCAAUCUGGAUUCUUACCAGGUUGAAGAAGGCUUAUCCAUCCUCCAGCUUGAGAGAAAGUUUCGCUUGGCUUUGGAAGCUGCUGUGAAAGAGAAAAGAGAGAGACUGGAGAAGCUGAGACGACUGCAGCAGGAAGAUCAGGCUCUGUGUGCAGAGCUUUGUGCCACUCCCUACUACAUCCCUACAGGACACAUUCCCACUUCCUUGGAGCUGAAAGAACUAGAGGAGCACGUUCAGAGUCUCCUGCAAGUGAAGGAGCAACGGUUGGAAGAGUUCUUAAGACUGAGAAGAGAAAUCAGACGGUAUAAUAAAGAAAUUGGACACCUACCAGAGGGCACACUGGAAGAUGAGAUGCUGCUUGAUGAUGAUGACUAUAUUUGCCUUACAAAGAAAAAUAUUGAAGAUCUCACAUCGCUUGUUUACCAGUUGCAGAUCAAGAAAGACUCCUUGACUGCUACUCUUGAGACAUUGAAGAAAGAAGUGCAGCUUCUGUGGGGCAGACUUCAGUGGUCGCAGGAGCAGCAGGAGGAACAUAAAAGAAUUACAAGCAAACUCUCUAUUUCUGAAGCAUUGAGGAUGUGGGAAGAGCUCUUGCAGAACCUAGAGGUGCAGAAGAAGGAGCAAUUGAAAGAUCUCACUUUGAAAGUCAGGCAGCAGCUUGAUAGUUACUGGCAACAGUGUUUUUAUAGUGAUGAACAGAGAGCUGCAUUUCAGCCUUUUUUCAGUGACAAUUUCACAGAAGACUUGUUGAGUCAGCAUGACCAGGAACUUCUGAAAAUGAAAUCCAUGUUUGAGAACAACAAACUGAUGUACAACGGUGUGCACCAAUGGACAGCCACAUGGGACCGUUUCAUUGAGCUGGAGAAAAAAUCUACAGAUCCCAGCAGACUACUGAACAGAGGGGGUACCUUGCUUAAAGACGAGAGGGAGAGAUCAAAGCUCCAAAGGCAGUUGGUAAAAUUGAGUGAAGACCUCAAGAAAAGCAUUGAAAAUUGGGAAAAAGAAAAUGGUUGUGAUUUCCUUGUCAACAGCAAAAGAUUUUCAGAAACCAUAGACCAUCAGUUGGAACAUCACAAGGUUAAAAAAGAUCACACAAAAAUGUUUAUGAACAAGGAUAAAUCAGCAGUGCCAAAAUCAGCUGUGAAAAGAGCUGCAAGUCCAUCUGCAUCACCUGCCUACAAGUUCCGCAAGGUAAACGGAGGUACUAAUCUAUCUGUACUGAAACCAAGUAAUUGCUGUAAUCUCGCACUCCAAAAUACUCCUGGUGGCAAAAAGCCUGCUCAAAUCAAAACUCCUUCCAAAAGCAUUCCUCUAGAUUCUCAGCACCGACCACCCUUGGAAGAGUGCGAGGAAAGCACACCAGACAGUGAACUUAGCUAUUCAUAUUUUACGAAAGACCUGUCAGUGAAAUCCAGCGGUGGCAGAAUUUUUAAUUCUACGUUCAAGGAGAGCCCCAACUGGUGAAAUGCACUUCGAGGACCAUUGCCUGAAUAAUUUUUUUAAAUUAAGUAUUAAAAAUGCACAUGAUGCCUUUUUUGUAUAUGAAUAAAUAUUAUUUUUCUUGGGGGAAAAACCCACUAAAGUUUCCUGACAACUUUCUAAGGAGAGUAAUGUGAAAAACUGGAAAAGGCUUCUUUUGGAAGAGAACUGGAUCUAAUGAAAAAUGCUCCAUGAAAAGGACUAUCUGAAAACAGCUAGACGAGAGUCCAGUAGCAACUUAGAAGUCAAUAAGAUUUUCAGAGUGGUAUACGCUUGUGAGAACCAAGGCUGCCUUCAUGAGAUACAAGUAGGAAUGAAGAUCUUAGUCCUCAUAUCCCAGCCAGAAGCUGGGAGAGAUAUUGCAGAAAAAGGAGACAGAAAGCUCAUCUACUGCAGACCAACACAGCUACCCUCUGAAACUUCAGGAAAAGAACAAAUUUGCCAAUAUUUUUUCCCGAGGCUAAAAGACACAAGCUGGGUGUUGUGGGUUUUCCAGGUUGUAUGGCCGUGUUCCAGUAGCAUUUUCUCCGUAGGAGAAACUGGAACAUGGCCAUACAACCUGGAAAACACACAACAACCUAGUGAUUCUGGCUGUAAAAGCUUUUGACAAGACAUUUACCUGCCUAAUUGUUUAGAGGGAGGGAUUUUUUCUCCUCUAUUUCUUCAAAUAAGCCAUCUUAUUGAAUUGUAGCACCUCAAACUGCAAGUGAGGUACAGUUGCUAUCAUGGGUGAUUCCUUAACUGUGGAAAAUACUGCUGAGAACUACUUGCAGUGAAGACCGAAGGGUGGACAAUAUUUAAUUGGAACAUUUAAAUAAGGCUUUUUUAAAAACAGCAGUUCCAUACUGUAGAAAAAUGAUUAUGGGCCUCACAAAGAGGGUUCUAUCUGACUCCGCUGUAUACUCCUCUGCUUUCCUUCUUCCUGACAUACGCCACAGUCUCUCCUUUCUCUGCUUCCUUCUCUCUUUCACCUAUCUACCUUUUAGAUGUUUCUUCCCCUACAUCUUCAGCUUUUCCUCCUCUUCCCCUUCAGCCUCUCUCCUUUUUUAUCUACCUGCUUAUUUUUUUCAGUUUUACCAUCCUCCCUUCUUCCUUCCACCCAUCUUUUACCCUUUUCAAUCAUGUUUCCUUCCCCUCCCACACACAUUACCAAGGCAUAGCAGCUCGUUGCCUAGCAGCUCCCAAAAUGGCCCCUGAGAGCUCUCCGCAUAAUCUUGUGAGAGUUUCAGUAGCAUUAUUAUAGUAUCUGGCAGACUUUGCUUCUGUGACUCCGAGGGUUUUAAUCUCUGCAAUGUGUUUUUUAAUGUCAGAUUUUUUUGCAAACCUGGGUCUUCUCCCAACUUUGUAUAAAAAUCUCACAACUGUCCCUGACCACACUGUAAGUUUUUUGGUCGGUACUCUAGAGCCAGGCUCAGAAUUGGAUAUAUGCAGAUAGAAGAAAAUGGCAGCUGCUACAGGCGGAACUUUCUGAGAGUGGUAAACCUCCUUGGGAUCCUAUAACCAUUUCCUUUGUGCUUAUUCCUUUAUAUCCCACCUAUCUCCCCCAGUGGGGUCUUGAAGCAGCUUUACAUUGUUCUCUCCAUUUUGAAGAGUGUCGGGAUUUUGGCCAGAUCGGUUUUCAGCUGCUGCCGUUCUUUUAGCACCGUACAAUGAAUUCAGAGGACCCACCCAUCUCUGGACUAGGGCAGUGGAAUGGACAGAGCAGUUUGAUACCUUUUAUUUUAAUUUUUUAAAAUUAUAAUAGCUUUGUAAAUUAUAGUUUAUAUAUUAUAUGUAGAAGGUUAUUUUUAACUGAUUGUACUUUUCUGGUUGUUAGCCACACUGAGACUAUAGUCAGGAAAGGGCAGGAUAUAGGUAUAAAUACUUUCUCCCCGGCUUUGCUAAAAUACAUUGCCAUUCUAGUUAAAGUUGCAUGGCUCCUAUUUUUUCAAUAUGACCAAACACAAAGCUAAUUGAAUGACUGCAAGGCUCAUCACUUAAAUAGUUUUGAUAAGUUAAAAUGCUCCAAUUGAACUGGGGGGACAGUUCAAAGAAAAAAUAGUUUAAACAAAGGCAGUUAAGUAUGAACAAGGGGUCUUAUUUUUAAGUCCACAGAUUUGUAUUGCUUUUGCUUAUUUUGGGGACCUCAUGCCUUGUAUAGGUAAUUUCUGUUAGUAAAGUGAGCUGCACUGUCA
Messenger RNA from Sphaerodactylus townsendi, 4049 nucleotides. RefSeq names its product protein regulator of cytokinesis 1-like. Gene Ontology annotation, cellular component: cytoplasm; mitotic spindle midzone; spindle. Gene Ontology annotation, biological process: microtubule cytoskeleton organization; mitotic spindle midzone assembly. Gene Ontology annotation, molecular function: microtubule binding. Bases 139 to 1860 code for a protein of 573 amino acids. The record is from RefSeq and is a predicted model, not a curated record. The transcript is spliced from 14 exons. NCBI's taxonomy places the organism in Eukaryota, Metazoa, Chordata, Lepidosauria, Squamata, Sphaerodactylidae.